Messenger RNA from Plasmodium vivax (malaria parasite P. vivax), 1794 nucleotides. RefSeq lists its product as hypothetical. The record is from RefSeq and is a predicted model, not a curated record. The transcript has a single exon. NCBI's taxonomy places the organism in Eukaryota, Apicomplexa, Aconoidasida, Haemosporida, Plasmodiidae. The coding region runs from base 1 to 1794 and encodes 597 amino acids.
AUGAUUAACAGGCCAGCCUGCGUGGCGAUAGCUGCCAAAAAGGGGGGAACAAUUUCAAACAAUGGUGGCCAUAAAAACACAAUUGUGAAGGCCUUAAUCGAAAAGGUUACCAAAAUUAAGGAGAAAAAUAAAUUUUUUAACUGCAACGAGUAUUACGCCUUUUUAUUUCGUAACUACGCUAUGCAUAUAUGCCUGGACGACUCUUUCAAGCUGUUUUAUUUGCAAAGUAAAGACGGCUACUUUAGCAAAAAAUUGAUGGGACGCAUAUGCUACAUAAUCAGCAGUGCGUCCAUUUAUAGCUUACUAAAAUUUGGAAAGGAAUACAUCAUAAAUCACCUGUCCGAGUGUAACAUUUACAAGUACAAAUGCGUUUUCCAAAAUGAGUACUAUCAUUUUGUGCACAACCUUUUGCUUCUGUGCUGUCUGCAGUUAUGCGUGCCUUCCAUUUUGGAAAAGCUCGAUCAGGAAAAACAGCAAAAAAUGAGGUUAAAAAAUUUGCACAAAUUUUGUGAUGCCGCUAAUUAUGCAACACCACAAGGUUGGGAAAGUGAAAGGGAAAAAAACGCACCAUGCGAUGUGCAAUUUUUGUCAAAGCUGUACAACUGCUUCUGUGCCAACCAUAUAAGUCCGUUCCCCUUUGUGAAUAAAUUUAUAUGCCAACAUUUGUGUGCAAAUGAUUUGGAAUUCCAUUUGGAGAGACUUACCCUUAGUUCUUUACGUGGAGAAGCCUCCGAGCGAUCCCCCACCAGCUUACACUCACAAAGUGAUAAAAGUGAAUACCCUUUACCCAUAUGUCAAAUUAGCAAAAUGCUGUUUUACCUGUCCAAGAGUGACUUGCAUUUUUACUAUGAAUGUUUUAUAAGUAGGUACUUCUACACCAUACGGACGUAUCUGCUUCGCUUGACUGACGCACAAGUGGGGGAUUCACCCCUGACGCCAGUUAAUAAUGACGGUGCCAUUUCUCACGGGGAAGAAAAAAUUAUAGAUAGGCUAUUAGUAAGCCUAGUGAACUUCUUAUCGUCCUCUUAUAUAAUGGGCAAUAUCGAGGGGAAGACUCAUCCCAUCAGUAUAUGCACCUACAUCACGUUAGUACUAUUCAAAGGGUUGUAUGAUCUCCAUUUCGCCCAUUUUAACUGGUCCAGCUAUGAUGCACUUAAGAAGGAAAAUGUAAAAAGGGGUAAUUUCAUUUUGCUAACGCAGAGGGGUAAGUCUCACUUGCUCAGUGUGUCCUUCGCGAAAAAGUGCUUCCUACUGAUAUACGUUUUGAACAACCUUGUGCGGAAAUUGCCUAAACGAGUCAUACAAAAGUGGAAUAAAUGGAGCGGAGAAAUGAACAGCACGACGAAAAUAGGUAACACCAAUGAUUCAGUUCAGCGCUGCAUGGGGGCGAUAAUACCUAAGCGUAGCCCCAGCCGCGGUAGCAAUGGAACCGAUUGCCCAUACAGAGGAGGGCUACCCCAAAAUAUAGACAAAUGUACGCAGAGAAGUGUAAACAGCUUGGAAGAAUUAUUUCCAAACGGGAAUUUUAAUUUGCUCAGUUUUGUGCAUCUCCCCUUUUUGAAAAUGCUGCAUUUUUACUCGUUACUUCACCAGGAAGGCAACAAAAAUAACGCAAAUGGGAACUGCAAAAAAUCCGUGCUAGAGAGGGAAAUUUUUUCCUUCUUAGAGCAGUACAUAAGAAGGCGCUUCCCCCAAUGGGAGUGCACAAGUGGUGGCAGUUCCCCCAUGGCGUUUUUUACCAUCGAUAUAGAAAUACAAAAAAGGGAGCAGCGAGGAUGCGGUUCAGACGGGUGA